AUGGCAAGAUCUCGACUGGUAACCGUUUCUCCUUUGCUUUUUGCCAUGCUGUUUGUUGUCGUCGUUCUGAGUUCCUCAUUCGCUGACUGUCUUGUCUCUCUCUCUCUCAGGGCCAUAGGGCAGAUGGUGAUUAUGGGAUGGGAUGGCACCGAAGUCACUCCGCAGAUUCGUCAUCUCAUCGAGGAACACCAUCUCGGCUCCAUCCUUCUCACGGCAAAGAAUCUCAAAUCUGCCCACCAGACGGCCAAGCUCGUGCAGGAGCUUCAGACGAUUGCUCACCAAGCCGGCCAUCUUCAACCGCUCUUGAUUGCCUUGGACCAGGAAAAUGGCGGCGUCAACAGCCUGUACGAUGAGGACUACAUUUGCCAGUUUCCCAGCGCCAUGGGCCAAGCUGCCGCUGGUAAUGCUGAUCUCGCAUACAAAGUCGCCAAAGCUACAGCCACCGAGGUCUCGGCCGUGGGAGUCAAUCUGAUUCUCGGACCCGUGCUCGACGUUCUGACAAACGCUCGUUACCAGCCGCUCGGUGUCCGCGCUGUCGGGGACGAUCCACAAGAGGUCUCACAAUAUGGCAUCGCGGCUAUGAACGGCUACAAGGAUGCUGGGGUGGCCACUUGUGGAAAACACUUUCCUUCUUAUGGGAAUCUCGACUUUCUCGGGUCCAGCUUGGAUGUUCCCAUCAUCACCCAAACCUUGGAGGAGUUGUCCCUGAGCGCCCUCGUGCCUUUUCGGAAUGCUAUUGCUACUGGAAAGUUGGAUGCCAUGUUCGUUGGCGGCUGUGGCAUCACAAACCCGUCCAUGAAUGUGAACCACGCCUGCCUCUCCGAUCAGGUGGUUGAUGACCUUCUCAGAAACGAACUUGGUUUCACGGGUGUUGCCAUAUCGGAAUGCUUGGAGAUGGAAGCUCUUCGAAGUGAAAUCGGAGUCAAGACUGGCACGGUCAUGGCGGUAGAAGCCGGCUGUGACUUGGUUCUGCUGUGUCGGGCCUACGACGUGCAGCUCGAAGCCGUAGCUGGCCUCAAGCUUGGUGUGGAAAACGAGCUGCUCACCAAGGAGCGUAUUUACACUUCUCUCCGCCGUGUUCUCAAGAUGAAGAACGCGUGCACGUCCUGGGCUAAAGCGCUGAACCCGCCAGGAAUUUCUCUGUUGUCCAAGAUUCACCCGAGUCAUCUCAACCUCUCAAUCAACGCAUAUGAUGACUCCAUCACAGUUAUUAGGGAUAACGAAAAGCUUCUGCCCUUGAAUGAGUCGAUGCACCAGGAGGAAGAGUUGCUACUCCUCACCCCGUUGGUCAAGCCUUUGCCAGCCUCGUCUUUGACCAAAAAUAUCCUCGAGGCGAAGAACAAGUCCGAUAGCGCGCCGUCGGAACACGACAAAUGGAUACACCGGGAUCGGGGCGUCAUAAUGAGUGGCGAGGGGGUGUUUCGGGAGCUUGGGAGGUCACUUGCCCGCGCUCGACGUGGCAAGCUGCUACAUACCUCUUACACUGCAAAUGGUAAGAAAUCCCUGGUCGUGGUGGCCGUCAGCUCGCCCUAUGAUUUCGCCAUGGACAAGUCGAUUGGGACCUAUAUCUGCACCUUUGACUUUACGGAAAUGGCCAUGGCAGCUCUUGUGCGCGCUCUCUGCGGAAGCUCGAGAGCACGCGGGACGCUGCCGGGGACUCUGAGAAAAAGCAGAAAGGCCGUGAAGUCGAGGCAGCACUGGCUUGUCGAGCCCUAUGACAGGGACCGCGACUCCAACGGUCUCAACGAUCUUUUGAGCGCUCUUGCUCGUGCUGCUGCCCCGAACCAUCGGUUUCUGACCACAACAACGGCACACUCGUUUGAGAUUUUCAACCCAAACAUUGAGGAGUCGCACUUUGUGGUUCGCAACAGCAGCACGCAGGCGCUGUACGGAUUCUGCGCGACGUAUCACACCCAAGGGACCGGCAUAAUCGGAGCGAUCUUCGUGGACCCUACCAAGCGCAACGUUGCCAUUGGGCGUUCUCUCCAUCGCCGGGCCCUUCGAGCGUUGAUUCAGAAGAGGGGCACAAAGAAGAUACAGCUGGGAAUAUGUUUCCCAGGUGUGUUCCUGGGCAUCCCGACAGACGACGGCGGGCUCAAGACGUGGUUUUCCAACAGCGGUUGGGACUUGCAGUUUCCGCGACGGUUGGCCAACAUGGUGAUUGCUGACUUGAGCAGCUGGAGCGCACCAGAGGGUCUGCUGCAGAGCAUCCAACGGGCGAACAUGAGCUUUGAUCUUAUUCAUGGGUUGGAGAACGCCGAGACGGUGCUUGCGCAUGUAUCCGGGAAUGCGAACCCGGAGGUGUUUGAGCUGUACCGUUUGGCGUUGCAGGAGACAAAGUCGUGUGGGGUUGUUAGGGCCAAGUGCCAGAGGGGAGGGCUGGUGGGGACGGUGGUUAUUUGUAGUCCUGGGAGUCAGGUUGCGGGUUAUGUGCCGGCUUUGCAGGGGGGGGAGGAGGUGUUGGUUGGGGGGAUCAUUGCGCCGGUUGUGGCGCCUGGGAAUGGGGAUUUGUUGGUGAUUCAGGGGCUCGCGUUGAUGGGGUUGAGACAGAACAAGGCGCACAAGUCUGGGAGGAGCGUGUUGAGCUGGGUGGGGGAGGAAGGGAUGGAGGGGUUGGGGGCGAUGGGGUGGGAGGUGCUGGAGGGGUGGGAGGAGUUUACUAAUUCGGUUGAGAAUGUGAGUUUUCUUGAGGGGUGA
Podospora anserina S mat+ is the source of this 2697-nucleotide messenger RNA. RefSeq lists its product as uncharacterized. The record is from RefSeq and is a predicted model, not a curated record. The coding region runs from base 1 to 2697 and encodes 898 amino acids. The transcript is spliced from 3 exons. Gene Ontology annotation, molecular function: hydrolase activity, hydrolyzing O-glycosyl compounds. NCBI's taxonomy places the organism in Eukaryota, Fungi, Ascomycota, Sordariomycetes, Sordariales, Podosporaceae. Gene Ontology annotation, biological process: carbohydrate metabolic process; peptidoglycan turnover.